Molecule: messenger RNA, 1173 nt
Organism: Gregarina niphandrodes
Lineage: Eukaryota; Apicomplexa; Conoidasida; Eugregarinorida; Gregarinidae
Exons: 1
Coding region: 1-1173 (390 amino acids)
Source: RefSeq, a predicted model, not a curated record
AUGGUUGUCAGGACUGAUCUUGCACUCUUCCUAAUUCUGGCCCAAACUACCCUCUUCGGAUCCUGCUACCUAGCAAGUCGUCGUUGUCUUGGUGGCAGCUACAAGACUUUGGCCUUUACUUCUGGCGUCCUCUUCAGCACCGGCGCAUUCGUCUUGUUCCCCCACGCUCGGCAUCCGCACACACAUCUGGAAUACGUCCAAGAAGCAAAAGGAGAGACUUCAAGACAACAACUCGAUCCGUCCUUACAACUCGCUCCAUCCUUACAACACAACACGUAUGAGACAGAUGAUGGUCGUUUGGGUCUGAACGGAAAGACUUACGGAAUUGAUACCAAAGAGAUGCAUGACAUCGACCGGAUUGAUAGCAACCAGGUGGAUAACCGGACAAUGGCGGCGGCAAAUCGUUCGCAGAAUCGCUUACCAUUGGGGGGGAUACCGGAUGAGGCGCUUGAGAGACAACCGGUACAGAUGCGGGGAAUAAGUGUAGGGCCUCCUAUGCCUUUGCUGUAUGAUCCGAACGGGUCCCCGGUGAUAUACGAUCGUCGUCGUUUGUUGUAUGCGGAGAUUGAGCACCAAAGUUAUGAGGCUUGGCCGGUAGUGGGAGUCUUGGUAGGUUGGUUGAUAACUAACUGGCUGAGUCAACUGGCCGGUUCGAGUGAAACAGGCAAGAUGUGUCUGCAGAGUGCUCGCGACACUACCUUGUUGUUCGCCCCGAGUAACGGUGUCCGUGGGGCGAUUGCGCUUACGCUCGUUGCCCAGAGCUUCGUACAUGGGCGUCGGGCGGCGGCCGCGGCCCAGUGCUCGGAUUCGAACGACAUAGGAUACCGCCAGGUGCCUUACAAGGAUUUCGGUUACAGCCGAACGGGCUGCUAUGUACAGUGCCUUCUGUUAUGCCUCAGCUCCGUGCUUUCAUUCACGCUCUCUUCGGCGAUGGCGACAUACUUCGAAAAAAGCUCCGAACCGAACAGCCCCGGGUUCGAUUCCCUAGCUCUGCACUCCACUCUUCCCGCCCAGCCGAGCUUCACAUGCAAAUGUGUCUACACGCUUUGGACCGGCAUGCUGCUGUCGGACGGCGUCAAAGACCUUCUGGGCAGCGCUCUGAAAACUGACCCACACGCAACAAGGUUCUGUUUCCUCGGCAUGCUCGCCGUUGCACUGGUCACAUGCCUAUGA